Molecule: messenger RNA, 4934 nt
Organism: Vitrella brassicaformis
Lineage: Eukaryota; Vitrellaceae
Source: the annotation of a GenBank genome assembly
GAAAGUCUUUUGUUCAUCAAUUCGAGGGAGGACCUGUCCGCGACGAUGCACACCGACCCAACCAUGCUCUCAGUCGAGAGGCGGCUCAGCCAAGGCAACCAACGGCAGCGAUUUGACCGGCAGUUCCUCGAGGCCCGCAAGAAGAUGGAGCAGAAGGUGCUGCUGCAUCUUGAAAGGUCAAGGAGAUGCCGCCGGGUAGGUGGGGGGUGGGUGGGUGCGCCAGCCACACACAGACAAACAUUCAACUCUUGUAGUGACCAUGUUCACCGCGACCUGCCCGCCAGCAGCCAAGCUCAUCGACGCCACUCGCUCGGCGGACCCGGACAUCAAGGUCAAGCUACCGCCGGAGGCAGGCGAAGAAGAUGACAGUGCCGCCUUGUAGGAUCUUCAGCAGUACGACAAGGAGCACACAUGGAAGAGACACCUGUUGGAGGUAUGUGUCUGAACAUGAGCCCUGCUCAAUUUCAGCAUCAACGCCCACGACCUAUGUCGCCACAUUUCCUGCACGUGAGGUGAAGAGCUAGGCUCAUUGUGUCUGCUCCCUUUCUGUAUGUCUGGCUGCCUGUUUCUGUCAGCGCAUGUUGGGCCUCCUUGCGCCGGCUGAGGGUGAGCUGUUCCGCAGGUCGGCAAGGCGAGUCACAUUUGAGUUCUCACUCUUCCAACGUCAGCUGUGUCCCAUCUGUGCCGAUUCCCACCCGUGUCUCCUCGCCCCAGAUGCAGGCAUCUCUCACAUGCCAUUGCCAGCCAUACGUGGAUGUUGACAACAUGAGGACCCCGCGUGCUUCAGAUACGUGAGGAAGCGGAUCUGGAGCAGCUGGAGCUCAUUGUGGAUGUCGAGUUGGCAUGCCCGUUUCCCUGGCUGCCUACAAAGACCCUCAAGGUACGACACGGCACAAAACCUACACACACCCAUCGCUUGAUAUUCCCUCUGUGUUCUCAGGAUGUGUGGCGAGCGUACGACCAUGUCAACCCCAACAACGCAGCGUUGUCGGCCACUCUGGCUGACGCCAAGGACCGACUCCAGGCCAAGGAGGUCACCAUUCACAUACACACACACACACACAGAAGAGGAGUAUUCCAUAUGACAUUGACACCUCUGUUCCCUUCUAUGCAUCAGACGGUGAGCACUGCGGUGGUCAAGAGCCUCGUGGAGAGCCUGGAGGUAAGUAUGUAUGUCCCCCCACACACCACAAGACCACCCUCCGCCCAUGCAUGUGGAUGUGUGUGUGUGUAACCCAUUUGCUCCCCUCGUCGACACAACGAAGUAUGAGAACCGCGCUCGUCGUGCGGCCGAGUGAGCACGGAAGGCACUCACUUACUGAAGGGCCACACCGCAACACACGCAUGGUGCAUGGACGUGUUUGUGCGUCAGACGUGAGUCGGAGAUGUUGAAAGAGCAGCUGGAGAGGGAGACCAAGACCUGGAAGGAGACCAACCAGGUGUGCACAUGCAUACAUUGUAUAGAUAUAUCCCCUGAUAACUCAUCAUCCGUGCUUGAUCCGUGCUGACGUCCGUGUGCGCUUGGGCCUUGCUCCGUCAGACUAUGGCAUCCAAGGUCGCUCAAGUGGAGAGCGCGCUGCAGGACUGCCGUCAACUCGAAGAGGUGCGUGUGUGGUCUUCCAGUAUCUAUCGAACUUGACCUCUUUCUGUCAUGCAUGUCAUUUUUGCAGGCUUACCAGACCGACGAGGAGAUAACGCCUCAGAAGCCAAGUCGAGGAGGUAACUACCGAAGUGAGAAAGACAGACAGACAGACAGGCAGAGGCAGAAAGAAUACACAUGAUGAUCGCCUGACACACACAGACAACAUCCAUCUUACAUACCAUACACAGCAUCUUCUGCCGGUCUGUGUUGCUUUGUCUUUGGACGCACAGACCAAGAAGGAGUCGCACCACCGCGCCACUCAGAGCUGAUAGUACACGCAGACACAGCACAUUCAUUUGUGUCUGUGUAUGCAGGGGCUGCAGCGUCUGAAGGACACCGAGAUACACCAACUGUGUAGAGAGCACCAGGAGGUAGGACGGCAAACAAGCAACACACACCAGAGAGAAAGGGAGAGACGGACGCUGACCGACCGAUGGAUGUGUGUGUGUGUGUGUGUGUUGGCUGAACGAACAGGUUGUCGAUGCUAAGAACCGCGAGCUGGGGGCUGCUGGCACCAAGGUCAUGCAGAAACAGCCGGUAGGCAGGCCAGCCCAGCUCUCACCCACACAGAUAGAUUAUCUGCACACACAUCCGUGCGUGACACACACGCACCCAAUCGUGGGCGUAUGUGUGUCGUCUCUACCCAGGAGCUCGACGCCGCCAUGAAGGAGCUCGACAGCCACACAGACGACAGACAGACAGACAGCAGAGAGACAUGCAAACACUCGAUGCCACCUUCCCGUCUCUGUGUGUGCGUCGUGUCUCCAUCCCUCCCUGCAGAAGAACCAGCUUCAAGUGCGGCGACUCAAGGGCGAGCUGCAGGAGGUGAGCACCCAUGGGUGUACAGGGCGAAUUUCUCUGUCUUUGCUGUCGCUGUAUGUCAGGCUGAUGCGACAGUGCGGCGUCUCGAGAAUCGGUGUCAGCUACUUGAACUGGUCAAGGUGCGAAUUGCGCGUCCUUAUGCAAUCAGGGAGACAUAUAUAGUACGUCCUGCCUGCCUGAUUGCAUAAGGUACGUGCAGGACGGGCGCUAUGCCAUUUUGCCGCCGUUGGACUUGAACGUCCUCCAGAAGCAGUUCAAGGGCGACAGUAACGACACCAAGAAGAUUCUAGUUGUGUGGCACCAACCGACACCAGCCCCAGCUACCUGUCAAUCGCCAACCACGUGUCCAACAUCGCCACCACUGCCCUUAUCGUUGCCUUCAGAUGGCUGGGCAAAUGGUGUCGAGACUGCUGCGUCUGCCCUACACGGAGCAAGCCAGGCGAGCCGCGCAAGUGGUGGCAGCGAGUAUUCUGCCCUCAAUGUCCCAAGUGCUGCGACUGGUGUGCACUUCAUCAACCCCUCGUAUUCGCGAUUCCGUCGAUGCAUUGCAAGACGGAUGGUAUGUAGGGGGGGAAGGGAAGGAACAGGCAGACCAAAACAUAGCAUGUGGCACACCCUCCUUCUCCCUCCCUCCCUCCCUCCCUCUGUCCCUGGCAGGACAUGAAGGAUUGCGGCCACCGAUUCUGUGUAGGGUGCAAGGCGAGUCUAGGCAUCGCAGCGGACGUACGCAGACAGACAGACAGAUAGACAAGACAGCCAGCGAAACAAGGCGAGGUUAUGGGAUCUCUCUUUCUUGUCCAUCCAUUCGCCCGUCUUUUUGUGUUCCUUAGGCUUCGAUCGAUGAGGUCCCCUGUACCAUCUGCCAAGCAUCCGAGGAAUUCGACUGGAGGGCAGCAACCGACUUGGCUUUGGCCGACAUCCACAACUCGUACGGACGAGACGGCACGCACAGGACAACACACCACACCACACCACACCACACCACACAAGCCUUGCCUGCGUGCACACUGCGUCUCUGUCCCUCUGUCCCUCUGUUUGUGUGUGUGUGUGUGUGUGUGUGGCGCCUGUUUGCAGUUCUGAGAUGGAGGGCAUGUCACAGGAGGAGCGCAACGGCUUCAUCGAGGAGAUGAUAAAGCAGUAGAGGUGAGGGACUGAGUGCCUGACCUUCACCACACACACACACACACACUCACCCACGGACGCACCCACACACAUGUGGAUGACCAAUGCGUGUGGGGUUUCUUCCCUGUCCAUCAUUCAGGCGGGCGUACGAGUCGCUGUCUCGUGGGGCCUCCCAGGCGUCGGCGUCGAGCCCAUCGGACACGGGCAAUGGCGACUGGCCUGCCCUGCCCACUUCAGGCGGGGCGCAGGGAGGGGCGAGUGAGGCACACACCCACUGCUGCGGGUGGAGCAUGCAUGACACACGCCCUCUUCGCACGAUUUGCUGCCUCUCUCUGUGUAUGUGUCUGGUCAGGAAAUUGUUUCUGCAGGGCGAUCGGCGAGCCACACACAGACAAACAUCCACCACUUGUAGUGACCUGUCGUGAUUGAUGUGCAGGAGGGAUUGGGAAGGAGAUCCACAGGCGUCUGAGGUCGCUACUAAAAGACGUCGAUGAGCUGCCGUUCGCCGUGCCCCAGCCGUCCGUGUAUGCCGACAUCAGACGCCGGAUCGGCAUCAUCAUCAUGUGGUACGUGAGACACGGAUAAUGCAGCCCCGCUGAUCCAUGCUGAGCGAGUGGAUCAAGGUCUGUCUGUCUGUCCAUGUGGCCUCCUUCCACCAGCCUGGACGAGCACGGCAAACCCCAAGGACAGCGGCAGCCCGUCCUCGACUCAUACCACAGGGAUGACCUCGCAACGGCACUCGAGCAGGCGGUACGCACGUAUCCAUCCAUCAAUCCAUCCAUCCAUGGGAUGCGCCGAAAAAAACUGACACCACUCUUUCAACAUGUGUGUCAGGGUUUCAUUGUGAGCAAGGAGCCCGAGCAGCCCGCAGCAGCCUGACAGCCAAGACGAGACACAGGACACCAACAACGCUCCAGGGCAGGUCAGCCAAGCUGAGCUGAGCGGGGACAAUGGAUGGAUGGAUGGUUGAAUGAAUGGAUGGAUGUGUGUGUCUCUGUGGUGUCCAAUUGGUGGUGUCAGGGCGUCACACAGGAGGACACACACGAGGAGGACAGCAGCACCACCCCCAGCAGCAGUCACGACCGCAGGAAGAGGCGCAACGCCGUCACGCCCAAGCACUACCCCGAGACGCCAGACAACAAACGCCGCAGCACCGAUGCAGAGGGAGACAUCGACUCAGAAACAGAUGGCGACGACUCUGAUAUGGUCAUGGCUUGGGAGGCAGAGGGAGAGGAGGCGGAGCCAUCUGUCAAGAGGCGCAAGUACAUCCCUGUGGUGUAGUGUUGAAGGCCAUGGUCCCGGCCAUUCGUCAGUUGACAGUCAAUGAGGAGGAGAUGGCUGGGGGGAA